Messenger RNA from Lobosporangium transversale, 840 nucleotides. RefSeq lists its product as hypothetical. The transcript has a single exon. Bases 1 to 840 code for a protein of 279 amino acids. The record is from RefSeq and is a predicted model, not a curated record. Lineage: Eukaryota; Fungi; Mortierellomycota; Mortierellomycetes; Mortierellales; Mortierellaceae. Gene Ontology annotation, molecular function: sphingosine-1-phosphate phosphatase activity.
AUGUUAGCAAAGUGCCUGAAACACAUCAUCCGGCAACCUCGCCCAGAAAGACCCAAUCUGGACGAGGGCGUUGACAUGGAUUCUCAGCCUUCAUUUACAUCACCUUCUUCCUCAUCCUCAUCUUCAUCUACUUCUGCACUGCACACAUCUGGUGUAACUUUUGAGUCCAUAACCUCAGCUUCUGGUUUCGUGUCUUCCAACACAUCCUCAUUUUCGGAUACUCAAUCGACCCGUGCUCAUACAAAAGAAGUAGACAUGAAUUCUAUAUCAACGAUCAGUUCAUCCUCCUUGUCCCUUGCGCCUACAACAUCAUUACAGCAGGAGCAAGCUAACUCUUCUAAUGAACUCAAGACCAAAUUAACAAGUCAAAAGAUCAGACGGCAGAGAAGGCGCAAAAUCUAUAAUUUUCGUCCAGAUUACGGAAUGCCCAGUAGUCAUGCACAACUUGUUGCGUUUUUUGUCUGCUAUAUCUCGUUACAGCUGGUGCUAAUGGAGCCUGAAGGGUCACCUGGCCAAUGGUUUUUGAUCCUGCUAUUGCAGCUUUAUGCGUGGUCUGUGGUGUGGUCACGUAUUCAAGUCGGUCACCACACAGUUAGUCAGGUGCUGGUAGGAGCUAUCAUUGGAGCUAUCUAUGGUAUGGUAUGGUUUGCAAUCUGGAUCUGGAAAGUGGAGGACAUGAUCAAGCAUUGGCAAUGGAUGGAUCGUUACGGAGUCAUACAAGUCCGUAAGAUGUGGAGACAGCUUGAGAUGGACGAGGCUGUAGCAGUGGGCAGGGCAGGCGGGAGAAUGUAUCUCCGAGAAGACCAUUUUCCUCAGCAUGGCCAUUUUCUUCGGCUUUAA